AUUUUUCCCCCUCUAUCUAUGUCUUCCACCAUUGUCAUCAAGGAUAAAACCCCCAUAUUGACCACUUUCCUCCUCCCGCUCCUCAAUGCUCAUACUUCUGCCAAUCCAGCCGCCUCUUCCCCGCCCUUCUUCCUCGGUAUUUCGGGCCCACAGGGGUCCGGAAAAUCUACCCUCGUGUCUGCUCUUGCCAUUACUCUUCGGACUUACCCACAUUCGUUGAACGUAGUUGUAUUCUCCGUCGACGACUUGUAUCUUACACAUGCUGACCAAGUUGCGCUGCGCGAGCUGUAUCCGGACAAUAAGCUGGUUCGGCAUCGGGGUGAGCCCGGGACUCAUGACAUAGAAAUGGCCAAAAAAGUUUUCCAAUCCCUUCAUCAUCAACAGGAAACCAAGAUUCCCUCCUAUGAUAAGUCUGCGUACGAGGGUCAAGGUGAUAGGGCCGAUGAGGCUUCCUGGGAAAUGGUCAGUGGCCCUUACGACUUGGUGAUAUUUGAAGGUUGGUGUGUAGGCUUUAGGCCUCUCCCAGAUGAUGUUGUGGAGGAAGCAUGGAAUGGGGGUAGGACUUCAGGAAAAGGCACGCUGGGAAAACAUUCACUUGAACACCUUUUGUUUGUCAACACCAAGUUGAAGGAUUAUGGCACGAUAACUGACAAAAGUGACGCCGAAGAUAUAUCUUGCGUUUACGACUGGCGCAUCGAACAAGAACAUGACAUGAUUUCCUCUCGCGGCCGCGGAAUGACAGACGAUCAGAUAAUUGAGUUUGUGAACGGCUACAUGCCUGCAUACGAGCUUUACAUUGAUAACUUGCGACAAGGCUCUUUUGAGGAAAAAGGCAAGCAGUUGAGAGUGGUAAUUGGGAAAGACAGAAAUGUCGUUAAAGUCGUGAAUAUUUAG
Messenger RNA from Tuber melanosporum (Perigord truffle), 894 nucleotides. RefSeq lists its product as uncharacterized. The coding region runs from base 19 to 894 and encodes 291 amino acids. Gene Ontology annotation, cellular component: cytoplasm. Lineage: Eukaryota; Fungi; Ascomycota; Pezizomycetes; Pezizales; Tuberaceae. The record is from RefSeq and is a predicted model, not a curated record. The transcript has 3 exons.